UUCAAAUACAAGUACAAAUAAUUUUGCUGCCUCAACAAAUAUUGAUGUCAAUACAAAUACUGGGCUCUCUGUAUAUCCCUAGUGUUUAUAGGUCUUCAUUUAUAGUGUUUUUUUAGCAAAGUAGUAGUCACAUCUGGAGGCUGAUGUUCUUCUCAAACAAACAUUUUUUGAGUUUGGUCUUUAUAAAAUGUAUUAAUAUGUAGUUCAGUAAAUGCAUUAUUCAUUUCUCCUUUAUCCUCAAUUGCAGUACAGUCAGGGAUAGUCUAUAGCCAUUGGCUGCGCUCACAAAGGUCAGCUCAGCUCAGGUUCAAAGUUGAACAAGUUAAAUCUUUCAUGAAGUGAAAUGCAAAGCACUCAAUAACAGGAAUAUUGAGCUGAAACGUGCUGACGAGAAGAAAAACAUUUGGAGGACGUUAACUUAUUCACCAAUAAGACGUGAAAUGAGUUCUUCAGAAGAGGUGAAACAGUCAGACACAGACAGGAGUAGACCUCAUCAGUGUCAACAGUGUGGGAUAUCUUUCAGUCGGAUUUGUAGUCUAAGACGACAUGAAAUCACUCACACCGAAGAGAAAUUGUACCACUGUGAACAAUGUGACAUCAGCUUCAGCCAAUUACAUGAAUACAAGCUACACCUACAUACCCACACUGAAGAAAUACCAUACUGCUGCGACCAAUGUGGGAAGGAAUUUAGUGACCAGACUUCAUACAGAAAACACCAGCGUGAGCACACUGGACCAUACCAGUGUGAACAAUGUCCAAAGACUUUUAUUUAUUUCAGUAUUUACAAGAUACACAUGCGUGUGCACACUAAAGAAAAACCAUACUGCUGUGACUUGUGCCCAAAGAGUUUUAGUUUUCUAAGUUCAUACAAGCGACACCAGCUUAGCCACAGUGGUGAGAAGCCGUACCAGUGUGACUUCUGUGGAAAGAGUUUCACUCAGUCAGGGCAUUUCAGUCUGCAUCUGCGUAACCACACUGGAGAGAAACCAUACGAGUGUGACCAAUGUGAUAAGAGUUUCAGUGAUUUGAGUGGUUACCGUAUACACUUGCGUGUGCACACAGGAGAGAAACCCUACUGCUGUGAUCAGUGUGGGAGGAGUUUCUCUCAGUUGGGGAAUUACAAAUCACAUCUGCGUAUCCACACCGGAGAAAAGCCAUACCGCUGUGAGAUCUGUGGGAACUGUUUCUCUAUCUCUAAAACCUACAAACAACACAUUCGCACUCACACCGGAGAGAAACCGUACCAGUGUAAAGAAUGUGGUAAAGGCUUUGGUCGAUUAAGUAACUACAUCCGCCAUCUCCGUAUCCACACUGGAGAGCAACCAUACAAGUGUGACGAGUGUGGGAAAUGUUUCAAUCAUGCGCACAGUUACAGCCGACACCUGCGUGUCCACACCGGAGAGAAACCAUAUUGGUGUUCACAUUGUAAGAAACUGUUUACUCGAUCGCAGUCCUUGAAGAAACACCGCUGCGUUGAAACAGUUGAAGAGAGUUCGACUGUGUUCAGCGAAGAAGCACAAGAGAGCUGCUCACCAACAGAACCAACAACAAAAUAAACUACAGUGUGUAUGUUCAUAGCAAACAUGUCACCCAGUGCAGCGGUGUGGCUCACUGACA
Thunnus maccoyii (southern bluefin tuna) is the source of this 1617-nucleotide messenger RNA. Its product is annotated as zinc finger protein 239-like. NCBI's taxonomy places the organism in Eukaryota, Metazoa, Chordata, Actinopteri, Scombriformes, Scombridae. The transcript has 3 exons. The record is from RefSeq and is a predicted model, not a curated record. The coding region runs from base 441 to 1556 and encodes 371 amino acids.